UAAUAACUGAAUUUAUGAACAAAAUAAAUUGAUUAAAUUCUAUAGUGUAACAGAAAAGGAAAAAAGCUUUCUCCUUGGUAGUGUCUUUGGGUCAGUGGUAAUAUGCCAUUUGGCCAUGAAAGGAGCAAAAACCCGACACAGUUAAAGGCUUUUGAAUGUUGAUGGUAGGCGAUAUUCAAGUAUUCAUGGUCGCUAGCUCCAUUUCUCUUCGUGGGUCCUUGUCAAAUUCCUUGUUUCAUCAUUUCCCGCGUAACAUCACACACCGGUCUUCUUGUAAGUACUUUAAUGGGAAUGAGGGUAGGUUCAAGUCGGCUCGUUUUUGCAGUACCGCGAUUUGGGAUGCUUUAGAUGAAUCUCCUGUGGUACAAAAUGGAAAGGGGAUUGAUUUUCUUCAUCUGAUGGAAGAGCGUGGAAUUCGUGCCAAUGUUCAGACUUACCUUUGGCUCUUUGAAGGAUGUUUCAAGUCUGGGUCUCUGUUAGAUGCUAAGAAGCUUCACGCUAGGAUCUUCAAGUCCGGGUUUGAUGGAGAAGACGUUUUGGGGAGCCGACUGAUUGAUGUUUACCUGGCGCAUGGGGAAGUGGAUAAUGCAAUCAAGCUUUUCGAUGAUAUACCCAGCUCAAAUGUUUCUUUAUGGAAUAAAGUCAUUUCUGGGCUUUUGGCCAAGAAGUUGGCUAGUCAAGUACUGGGUCUCUUUUCGCUAAUGAUAACAGAAAAUGUGACUCCUGAUGAAUCCACAUUUGCCAGUGUCUUGAGGGCUUGCAGUGGUGGUAAAGCUCCUUUCCAAGUCAUUGAACAGAUUCAUGCUAAGAUUAUUCAUCAUGGUUUUGGUAGUAGCCCUCUUGUAUGUAAUCCCUUGAUUGAUUUGUAUUCAAAGAAUGGGCAUGUAGAUUUGGCUAAAUUGGUCUUUGAAAGAUUGUUUUUGAGGGAUAGCGUUUCUUGGGUGGCUAUGAUCUCUGGUUUAUCUCAAAAUGGACGAGAAGACGAAGCCAUUCUCCUAUUCUGUCAGAUGCAUAAAUCCGCUGUUAUUCCUACUCCUUAUGUCUUCUCUAGUGUUUUAAGUGCCUGCACCAAAAUAGAGUUGUUCAAGCUGGGAGAGCAGCUUCAUGGCUUCAUUGUUAAGUGGGGGUUAUCUUCUGAGACUUUUGUGUGCAAUGCCCUUGUGACAUUGCACUCCCGUUGGGGCAACUUGAUAGCUGCUGAGCAAAUUUUCAGCAAGAUGCACCGCAGGGAUAGAAUUUCGUAUAACUCACUUAUAUCAGGGCUAGCACAACGUGGAUUCAGUGAUAGAGCUCUUCAGUUGUUUGAGAAGAUGCAGCUUGAUUGCAUGAAACCAGAUUGUGUUACAGUUGCUAGUCUGUUGAGUGCUUGCGCCUCGGUUGGUGCUGGUUAUAAGGGAAAACAACUUCAUUCUUAUGUGAUAAAGACGGGAAUGUCUUCAGAUCUCAUUAUUGAAGGUUCUCUACUUGACCUUUAUGUAAAAUGCUUCGACAUAGAAACUGCCCAUGAAUACUUCCUAACAACAGAGACUGAAAAUGUGGUUCUAUGGAAUGUGAUGCUAGUGGCUUAUGGGCAGUUGGGUAAUCUAAGUGAGUCGUAUUGGAUAUUUUUGCAGAUGCAGAUUGAAGGACUGAUGCCUAACCAAUACACCUACCCAAGUAUAUUGAGAACUUGUACUUCUUUGGGUGCUCUGGAUUUAGGAGAGCAGAUCCAUACACAAGUCAUAAAAAGUGGCUUUCAGUUUAAUGUGUAUGUUUGUAGCGUGCUUAUAGAUAUGUAUGCUAAGCAUGGAGAACUAGAUACUGCCCGGGGAAUUCUCCAAAGACUGAGGGAAGAAGAUGUUGUUUCUUGGACGGCUAUGAUUGCAGGGUACACACAGCAUGAUUUGUUCGCCGAAGCUCUGAAACUUUUUCAAGAAAUGGAAAACCAGGGGAUCCGAUCUGAUAACAUAGGGUUUUCUAGUGCAAUCAGCGCUUGUGCUGGUAUUCAAGCAUUAAAUCAAGGACAGCAAAUUCACGCUCAAUCAUAUAUUUCUGGUUACUCAGAAGAUCUUUCAAUUGGAAAUGCACUAGUUAGUCUUUAUGCUAGAUGUGGUAGAGCACAAGAUGCAUACUUAGCAUUUGAGAAAAUUGAUGCUAAAGAUAAUAUAUCAUGGAAUGCUCUUAUAUCAGGAUUUGCACAGAGUGGGCACUGUGAGGAAGCACUGCAGGUCUUCUCUCAAAUGAAUCAAGCUGGAGUAGAAGCUAAUUUGUUCACAUUUGGCUCUGCAGUUAGCGCCACUGCCAAUACAGCGAAUAUAAAGCAAGGGAAGCAGAUUCAUGCUAUGAUGAUCAAAACAGGGCAUGACUCAGAAACAGAGGCUUCCAAUGUUUUAAUCACAUUAUAUUCCAAGUGUGGGAGCAUUGAGGAUGCGAAGAGAGAGUUCUUUGAAAUGCCUGAGAAAAAUGUGGUUUCAUGGAAUGCGAUGAUCACAGGCUAUUCUCAACAUGGAUAUGGUAGUGAAGCUGUAAGUCUUUUUGAGGAGAUGAAACAGCUUGGUUUGAUGCCAAACCAUGUCACCUUUGUGGGGGUUUUAUCAGCCUGUAGCCAUGUGGGUUUGGUCAAUGAGGGGCUCAGCUACUUCAGGUCCAUGAGCAAAGAGCAUGGCCUAGUCCCAAAACCAGAACAUUAUGUUUGUGUUGUGGAUCUUCUUGGACGGGCUGCUCUUUUGUGCUGUGCAAGAGAAUUCAUAGAGGAGAUGCCAAUUGAACCGGAUGCUAUGAUUUGGAGAACACUUUUAAGUGCUUGUACGGUUCAUAAGAACAUUGAGAUUGGAGAGUUUGCUGCACGUCAUCUUCUAGAAUUGGAGCCUGAAGAUUCAGCAACUUACGUGUUGCUGUCAAAUAUGUACGCAGUGUCUGGUAAAUGGGAUUAUAGGGAUCGAACAAGGCAAAUGAUGAAAGACAGAGGUGUAAAAAAAGAGCCUGGUCGCAGCUGGAUCGAGGUUAAAAACUCAAUUCAUGCCUUCUUUGUGGGUGAUAGACUCCACCCUCUAGCAGAACAGAUAUAUGAGUAUAUAGAUGACCUGAAUGAACGGGCAGGUGAAAUUGGUUAUGUGCAAGACCGGUACAACCUUUUGAAUGAUGUGGAGCAGGAGCAGAAGGACCCAACCGCAUAUAUUCACAGCGAAAAACUAGCUGUUGCUUUUGGACUCCUCAGCUUGACUAAUACAAUGCCAAUACGUGUGAUUAAGAAUCUUCGGGUCUGUAAUGAUUGUCAUAACUGGAUUAAGUUUGUAUCAAAGAUUUCAAAUCGAGCUAUUGUAGUACGAGAUGCAUACCGGUUUCAUCAUUUUGAAGGGGGUGUUUGUUCCUGUAAAGAUUACUGGUAAGGGAACUGGGGAAUACAAGGAAAAGGCAUACUUAUGGAUGGCCAGAAACUACACUUAAUCUCAAGAGAUGAUUGUGCCCUCUGCCCUCUGCUAAGGUUCUACUUAUAGAAAUAUGUGGUAAUCACUUCAGCUCCUACUUGUUUUAAUAAUUUUUGUUGUGAUUUUGUACUGAUUUAGAUGGGCUUCUGGCUUAGGAAGACCAUAACCAACCAACUGGAUAGCAAAUGGAAUUUCCAUUUCUCUUAAGUAUUUAAGGAAGCAAAAUUCAAAUCAGCAUCUUCGGCAGCCUCCUGUCCGACGUCAUCCAUGACCUUGCUCAUAUGAAGAAGUUAUUUUGUGUUAAACAACAGAGGGCGAUUGUGACAUUUUUGCUGCAUUAAAUUAAUAUCAAGACUUGAGAUUGGAUCUUCAA
Vitis riparia (riverbank grape) is the source of this 3780-nucleotide messenger RNA. Its product is annotated as pentatricopeptide repeat-containing protein At4g13650. NCBI's taxonomy places the organism in Eukaryota, Viridiplantae, Streptophyta, Magnoliopsida, Vitales, Vitaceae. The record is from RefSeq and is a predicted model, not a curated record. The coding region runs from base 156 to 3368 and encodes 1070 amino acids. Gene Ontology annotation, biological process: RNA modification. The transcript is spliced from 2 exons. Gene Ontology annotation, molecular function: RNA binding; zinc ion binding; protein binding.